This is a messenger RNA of Hippoglossus stenolepis (Pacific halibut), 4722 nucleotides long. It is a transcript of the gene atp1b2b, whose product is annotated as ATPase Na+/K+ transporting subunit beta 2b. NCBI's taxonomy places the organism in Eukaryota, Metazoa, Chordata, Actinopteri, Pleuronectiformes, Pleuronectidae. The transcript is spliced from 8 exons. Gene Ontology annotation, molecular function: ATPase activator activity. Gene Ontology annotation, cellular component: sodium:potassium-exchanging ATPase complex. Gene Ontology annotation, biological process: potassium ion import across plasma membrane; intracellular sodium ion homeostasis; intracellular potassium ion homeostasis. The coding region runs from base 391 to 1272 and encodes 293 amino acids. The record is from RefSeq and is a predicted model, not a curated record.
UGCACCACUCAUCAAAACUCUGCGGCAUGCAGACAAGAGCUGGGGGGAGGGCAGAGAGCAGGUCUGAGCUGAGUGUAGGGACCGCCACCUUUAUCCAUCUGUGCUCUUAGUAGAGAGGCUGCACUGCUACUGUGUGCUGCUCUGGGAUUUUUUUUAUCUAUGUGCAAGUUUAAUUCCAUGAGCAGACGCUUUUAAUUUACCUCUGUUCUCCGAGGAGGUAUAGUAGCUAUCUCUCUCUCUCUCUCUCUCUCUCUCUCUCUCUCUCUCUCUCUCUCUCUCUCGCUCGCUCUAUUCGAGCCGGCGCUUCUCUUUUGAGUGUGGGUGUGAGAGAGUGCGUGGAAGAGUGUGCAUCAGAUCAGGACUGCGGAGCUCCCCACUUUUUAUGACAAAAUGGCAAAGGACGGAGAAAAGAGCGGGUGGAAGGAGUAUAUAUGGAACCCCAGGACCAGGGAGUUUCUGGGCAGGACGGCGAGCAGCUGGGGUCUGAUUCUUCUCUUCUAUGUAGUUUUCUACAUUUUCCUGGCCGGCUUGUUUGCGCUCACCAUGUACGUCAUGCUGCAGACCCUGGACGACCACAAACCCACCUGGCAGGACAGGCUCUCCACACCAGGCAUGGUGAUUAGACCCAAAGCAGGUGAGACCUUUGAGAUCACCUACAACAUCCAGAACACUGAGAGCUGGGACAUGUACACUCAGACCCUGGACAAGUUCCUGGCACCCUACAACAGCUCUGACCAGGCCCAGAAAAACGACGAGUGCACCCCGGACCAGUACUUCGAGCAGGAGGACAGCGGCAGUGUGAAGAACAACCCAAAGCGCUCCUGCCAGUUCAACCGCACUAUCCUGGAGGACUGCUCUGGAAUUCAGGACCGUUACUAUGGAUACCAGUCGGGCAAGCCAUGCAUCAUCAUCAAGCUGAAUCGGGUGAUUGGGAUGAAGCCAGGGAAGAAUGGACAGGCUCCGUUUGUCACCUGUGGUGCGAAGAGAUACAGAGUUGGCAAAGAUCAAUGGAGAGAAGACAGUGAGAAGAUUGGAGAGUUGAUGUACUUCCCUCCAAAUGGCACUUUCAACCUUAUGUACUACCCUUACUAUGGCAAGAAAGCUCAGGUGAACUACUCUCAGCCUUUGGUUGCCGUCAAGUUCCUUAACAUUACUGUCAAUGAAGACGUCAACAUCGAGUGCAAGAUCAACGCCAACAACAUUCCCCCCGGAAGCGAAAGAGACAAGUUUGCCGGGAGAGUGUCCUUCAAGCUGAGGAUCAACACUGUCUAGGUUGACCUUUUCCUCCCCUCUCCUGAAAACUACUUUCUUCAUUCUCUGCAACAUUGCAAAUGCACAGAAACAAAUCACAGUAUUCACACCCUUCGUAGAAUAUGUUUACAACCCCUGAAUGUUUUUGGGAAAUAGUCCAGUCACAUUAUGAGGUGAGAUGAGAAGUUAAAAAAACUAAAGGGUGGAAAUCCUGUCAUUAUUUCUGUCCGUGAGCUUUGGGACAAAAUUCUUUCCUGUACAUUAGUUUGAGGUGACAUCUAUUUAUACUGCAUGACAAACUAGGGGAUAUAAAGGAUGUGAACGUGUGUUUUCAAAGUUUGCGAGGAUCAGCAACAUUACCAUGUUAUUGCUGCUCCCCUCCGGUUGCCUCCUUAUAGAGUAUCUCUCUAUAUAUGAAUAUACACAACUUACAAUACAAAAUGUGUAUAUCUACAGUAUUUAUACGGUAUCACGACCUUAUAUCAGUACAUUGAUUUUGUUGCACUUCAAAGAAUAUUCCAACAGACUUGUGUAUAUCUCGACGGGGUGGAUGCAGAGAUGAAGCCAUUUGCAUGUGUGUAUACGUCUUCAGUGUGCUUUGAGGGCAGGAGGCCCCCAUGUCCCACCUCUCUGCUAAGUGUGAAAUAAGGUUAUGUCGAACCACUGACCACCAGGAGGGACCGCACUGUGAUCUUCUAAACCUCGCGCACGGCAAGUGUGGAAUCUUAAAAGAAAAAAGAAAAGAAACGGGAGUUACAGUAGAGGUCAGAGUGUGUGUGUGUGUGUGUUUGUGUGUGUGCGUGUGCGCGUGUGCGUGUGUGUGCUCCAUUUACAAUUCUCAUCUCACACAGUAGGUCGGGAAAUUGCAUGCAAUGUGCAAUAUUCAUUAAGUGGCAAACAUUAGGAAUGCUUGAGUCCGUUCCUAAGAUGACAGGACAUCUAUCAAGUGAUGAUUCCUUUUUUGGAUCAUUUCAUAUUCACACUGGUUGUUUGACUUGAGAGCAGUUUACAGAACACAUGUUGGUAUUUAGGUUGCUGGUGAAGGUCGUAUCGAUAGUACUUAUACCUAACGAUGGGAAGCGGCACGUCAGUCACGUCGUCAUCAACGUGACCCGAAACUUCCAGUGAGUUAGUGGUUAAACAAAACUUUAGCUCCGACACUCCCAGACUACAGUUAUCACUCCUUUAAACGGUCUCAUCAUCAACACGUGAAAACAGCUUCAAUCUUCCUCCUGCUGCAAAUGUAACGUUACGCUCCCUGGCACUGUCACAAUUUCUUCAUUAAGGUAAAUCAGGAUCCAUUUCUUGUGUCUCAUUUUUGUAUUUAAACAUGAAUAUUUAGAGUUUCAUCUGUGUGCUUUGCAUCUAUUUCAUACUAUUCAAGUAUCAGAAAUAGAUGCCGUUGUGAUAUUUUUGUAUUGAUUUGCACUGGAAGUGUUUGUUCCCUUUGUUUUAUUCAUGUCCCAUUUUCAUCCUUGAAAAUAUUCAUCCAGGAUAUCAAAAUGCAUAGUUUACAUCUCCCUUUAAAAGUGACUACUAGAGUCUUGAUUAUGUGACUUGUUAGUGGAUCAGAGUUUUGUUCUUUAGGCCUGGAAAAUAAUUAUUUUUAUUCCACUAAGAUUUUGUUGUUGUUGUAUUUUCCAAUAUUGAAACCAUGAAUCAGGCUUAAGGCAGAGCCAUUACGAUAAGAAGAUAACCAACCUCUUUAAAAUACAUGAAUUAAGUCCGGUGCUGUUUUGUUAAGGUGUAUUCAAAUAUUGGCAAUAGAAAUCUGUGGAGUCACACCUUUAAACAUUCACGUGCACAGCAACAAAAUUACACCAGUGUGACUGUGAUCACGGAUCACAAGCAUCUGUUCACUCACAGUAGAAGAAAGAAAGAACGAACGAAUGAACGAAAGAACGAAAGAACGAAAGAACGAAAGAAUGAAAGAACGAUGGAACAAAAGAACGAAAAAGAUCUACAACUGAGGAGUUUUUAGUCGUCUGAGGGUCUCUUUUUUUUUGUGGCUUCACUUCAUGUGUCUCCCCUCCUCAGCAUUCCUGAAACACUUACUUAAUUUCACUGUAAUCUCUUAAUCUGGCCAGCUAAUCCAGAGCAGGCACGCUGAACUUCUUUACCCUACUUUGUCCCUCCCCCUCCUCCUUCUCCUUCACUGUCAGGAUCUUUCAAGAUGGAGAGAGCAAGGUUCAUUUCCCCCUUAAUUUCUGAAAUCAUGCCCCUUUAAAUUACAAAAAAAGCAGGUUACAUGUUUUGCUCCAUCACCCUAUUGGACAUGCUCAUUUUUACUUAUGUGCACGUGAAGAUUUGUUCUUCAACCAAAGACUUUCAUGACAGAUUGAAUUUGAUUUGCUCGGAUGCACUGACACAUCCUCAGCAGCAGAUCUCAGUGAGGAUCUCAUGCAGAGAGACUGGAGGAUCCAGGUGGAGACCCUGUGCAAUUAACUUUUAUCUAAUAAUAAUAAAUCAUAAUCAUAUUAAUAAUAAUAGUAACACUACAUCUACUACUAAUAAUGAUUAUAAUAAUAUUAUGCACAAAAGGAACACGUUACAUGACAAGAUAACAGUGCCUCCUGGUGGACAGACAGUGUUGUUCCCCAGUGUUACAGAAUGUUAUUUCCUGUUUUUUCUGUGAUAAUUUGGAGAUGUCCUCAAAAAGCAAUAUAUUUAUUUCUUGUGUGGCUGUAUGAUGUAUUUAUUGGAAAGGCUGAAACUAAAUCAGUGCAACAUGUAUCAUCAAGGGCAAAGAGGAAAGAGGAAAAAACAUAUAUGUCGCAUUCUGGCAUUAUUGUCAGUUUUGUGUCUAUCACCAUGAUGGAAGAAUAUAAAAAAAACUAUUGUUUUGUUUAUAAAAGAGUAUUUUUACUGCUAUUUUGUUGUAAAGAGGAGAGAAUGUAUUAGUUUGGAUUGUAUCAUGUCAUGGAGCUAUACCUGGUAGGUUUUCAUCAUUUAAUUCAACAAAUGGCAAAAUGUUAACAGCUCGGUUGGAAAAGUUUUUGAUUUAUGUAGAGAAUUCACUGUUUGAGUCCUCUCUACUUUGUUAAAGUGAGUGUGCAGUGAAAGCUCUCUGAGGUCUGCUGUAUCAGAGUGAAGACAGAUUUGUUCAAGGUUAAUCAGGGAGGUGGUGAAUAAUGUGCAGCGCUUUCAGAGAAAUUUCAGGUGUUGAAAAUCAUCGGAAAGAAAACACAAAAGGGCCCAAAGAAAAUAUCAGAGAGAGAAAUUCAUGUUUUAAUUAAGAAAUGAUAUCACAAAACCCCAUUAACCCCCCCUCUCUAAUCACCUCAUCUUACAUCAUAUCAUUGCCUAAGACUGUGGUGUUCAAGAAAGGAAUACUCUCGCCCGAAAAAGGAUGAUAAUUCUAUUCUGGAUUCUUUAUUUUUUGCUCUUAUUGUAUGUAUAUUUUUGCUCAUGUUUACUGCAAACCAAGAUAGAGAAAUAAAUAAAUGUCAUUUAAGGGAACUCAAAAGUUAA